Acyrthosiphon pisum (pea aphid) is the source of this 971-nucleotide messenger RNA. RefSeq lists its product as uncharacterized. The transcript has 5 exons. The record is from RefSeq and is a predicted model, not a curated record. The coding region runs from base 319 to 963 and encodes 214 amino acids. NCBI's taxonomy places the organism in Eukaryota, Metazoa, Arthropoda, Insecta, Hemiptera, Aphididae.
UUAUGUGCAGAGUCUAGGAAACGAAACACAUCGAAUGUAAAAUAAUAGUCACGUUUGAAGAAUGGAUCAAUGUUCGAUAUAAUACUCUGAAGUUCCGUAAAACGCCUUUAUCACCGUCAAAUAUUCAUUAUCGCAGGUAACGAAAAACCAAAAAAUACGUCAAUAUAUUUCCUAUGAUUUCAUUCACUUGGUAUGUGCAGUGGUGAACAGUGAUGUCGUACAUAAUUUAUACCGUUUAAGCAUUCGACGAUGUGUAUUACCUAUUGUUUAUUUUAAAUUCAAGAAACUAAAACGAUUUUUAAUUUUUAAUUUACAACAAUGAAUGUAGAAAUCGUAGCUAUACUGAUUUUAAAUAUUCUCGUAAUCGGCGGAAUAGCAAUAGAUGAUGUAGUUGUUGAAUACAAAUCACAUACAGAUAACUAUGAUAUCACAACAAUUUAUAAAACAACGUCGGGAUAUAAUGCUGGAGAAGAAAGCAAUCGAAAACUUCCCAAUGUAACCAAGUGUUUCAGGUGCUAUGAUGCAAAAAUUCAUUUGAGAACUAAUGCUAUUGGUAUGCCAAUUGAGUUUAAUGGAUUAAUUUUGAGUUCCGAUAAGAAAAGUUUAGAAUUCAUAGCCGACAGCAAGUAUCCAAAUUCUGUUUCCACGCGAAACCAAAUUGAGUACAACACACAAGAAUGGACCAUCUCCACAUUAUCUAUGGCUGAUCCAGCUGAAAUUUUGCAAAUCCAUCCCGAUUAUGAAUUAUUAUUGUGGAAUGCUAAAAGCAAUGCAGAAUCGUUCAAAAUUAAAUGGAAACAAAGGAAUUCAAUGAAAAUGUGUAUAUCUGUAUCAUAUUUACUAGAAGAUGAGUCUAAAUGUACGUUUAAAAUGAACUUAACUGAUGAAGAUGAUCCUUACAAACGAGAUAUAUAUUCUACUAAUAUAAAGGAAUCGGUAACUUGGAUUUAUACAUGUAUUUAAAUAUAAAU